Molecule: messenger RNA, 2109 nt
Organism: Cyclocybe aegerita
Lineage: Eukaryota; Fungi; Basidiomycota; Agaricomycetes; Agaricales; Hemipholiotaceae
Source: the annotation of a GenBank genome assembly
AUGUCGCGCUGGUUUUCCAGAGAACCUGCCCCUCCUUCGGAGAUAUCCUCUCAAGUCGACGCGACUUUCGACGACGACACAGGUGACACUGCCGGCGCUCGUGCGGAACCUCUCCCAGUCCCUUCCCUCAAGGUCAAGCGCGUCGAUUAUUAUUACAACCGCUGGACGAGGUCAUGGAAGUACAAGAACAUGGGCUCGAAAGUUGUGGUCGAAACUCUUCCUGUCACGCACAGCGGGGGCAGCAACGACGAAUGGAAGGAGUUCAGCUUCGUCCUCGUCCGGACCCUGGCACGCAACAAUGAGGAGCCCGAGUUGAAGCUGGUCAUCAAGAGCGAGUACGUCCUCAAAGCCUGCAAGGAUGUUAUCCGAUCCUGGCCUGGCGUCUCAUGGAAUUCGAAUCCUCUUCAGUUGGACCCAGACGUCCUCAUCACAUUUUACAAUCAAUUCCUUGAGUACGUAAAAGCCCUUGAGGAGAAGGAGAAGAGGACCCAGCAAGAAGAAUACAUGCUCUCCUCCGUGAACCUACUCACGAAAUCCCUCGCGACCGACUUCCGUGUUACCCUUGCUCAAAUCGAACACCUCACAAAGUUUGGAGAAAUUACGUUCCCGCUCCUCUUUGCCAUCCUCGUCCCACGAUGCCUUAUGGUCGCCCGCUGCUCCAUCGCUGAUCUUCCGCGAGUGUUCCAGUUGAUGUCGUGGAAUCGCGUUUGCAUCGAGGGAAAGCCAGGGUACCAACUCGCUCUGGAAAGCGUGGAUCUUGUCGACCUGCCUGUUACCCAGACCGUCGUUAUCGGUCGGGUGAGGACCCAGGUCAAGAUUAUGGCGUUUGGUGGGACGAUCAAAAUCGACUCGCUGGAUGCUUAUCCUCUCCAAUUCCACCACGAUGUUGAGGGUCUUAAGAAGAAUCUCCUGGAGCGUGGCAGGAAGUGGGCCAGCUUGAUUGGGAUGCAUCACAAGCAAUACGACGGGAUUGCGGCCACGACUUGGGGGUGUGGAGACAGGCACAAUGUUCAUAGCAAGAUUAUGGUCGAUAGAGGUACCUUCAAGCGGCUUAAUCCUAGUUAUGUGUUCCCUCAAGCCGUGCCUCCAAAGAAGGAGAAAGUCAGUGGCGUCUCUUCAAAACGGUUUGGCCCUAGUGUUCCCAUAGAUGAUUGGUCGGCGAUGCCGCCGAUGCACGACUUCGAUCAAGUGAGGUAUCAGACACAGAACAUGUCAAUAAGCGCAGGCGAGGCUGUGUUGCGAGUUGAACUCUCCGAAGACGAGCUCCUCCUAACACCGACUCUCGUCUACGGGUUCAGCCUCUCGGACAAGCUAUGGCUCCAAUUCAACGUUGAGAAAAUCAUGGACAUCGAAUGGAAUGAGAAUGCCUUCGCCAACCUCGUACUGCCCGAGCAGCGGAAAACCCUCCUUCAAUCAUUGGUUGAGGCGCAUCACAAGGAGAUUCACUUCGAUGACUUCAUCAAAGGAAAAGGAAAAGGACUCGUUGUGAACCUUUUCGGUCCGCCCGGAGUUGGGAAGACCUUCUCCGCCGAAGCCACCAGCGAACACGUCCGCAGUCCCUUAUACGUUGUUGGCGGUGGUGAUCUUGGAACGACGCCCGGGGUCCUGGAUGAGAAGCUCCAGACUAUAUUCGACGUCGCCACGGCGUGGAGAGCGAUCGUUCUCAUCGACGAAGCUGAUGUUUUCCUUGAACGACGUUCGCUCCAUGAUUUGCACCGGAAUGCCAUGGUUGCAGUCUUCCUCCGUCACGUCGAGUACUACCGCGGCAUUCUUUUCCUCACAACCAACCGAGUCACAGCCUUCGACGAGGCGUUCCUGUCGCGCAUUCACGUCGCGCUCCACUUCAGCGAGCUCUCUCAGCACUCGAAGGAGCAAGUUUGGACGGCCUUCAUCAAGAAGAUGGGCUCAGCUGUCGAGGAGCUAACCAAAGAGCAGGUCUCGGAGCUCGCUACGCGUCGUAUCAACGGAAGACAGAUCAAGAACGCGGCUAGAAUAGCACAUUCACUUGCCGUCUCCCGAGGGGAGAAAGUGAAGUUUGAGCACUUGACGCUGACACUCGAUGCGAUGGAGGAUUUUACAAAUGAGUUCGAGAGAUGCAAUUUGGUUUGA